This is a messenger RNA of Anarrhichthys ocellatus (wolf-eel), 1880 nucleotides long. RefSeq names its product ubiquinol-cytochrome c reductase core protein 2a (gene uqcrc2a). The transcript is spliced from 14 exons. The coding region runs from base 278 to 1657 and encodes 459 amino acids. The record is from RefSeq and is a predicted model, not a curated record. NCBI's taxonomy places the organism in Eukaryota, Metazoa, Chordata, Actinopteri, Perciformes, Anarhichadidae. Gene Ontology annotation, molecular function: metal ion binding. Gene Ontology annotation, cellular component: mitochondrion.
ACCGCUGAACAAGUGCCAUAACUGCUGAAUAAGAUGCGCCGGUUAAAGUAUAAACUCACUAUCGUAUAUAAUUCCAAAUUCCAAAUCAAGUCCUGGGUCCGGAUACAACUGCGUCUGGUUCCGGACUAGACACGACCAAGUUUGAAGCUGCGGUAACGGUUCAUCUUGACAUCCUGUCAUCUUUGAUCGGCUGCAAGCUGCAGUGGAUUGUGGGUAAAACGUCAGUCCGCCGCCAUAUCUUGUCAUUCUGUACCGUUGAAGGAGAGACUCUGGAGUCAUGAGAGGAAUCCGGUCUCUUAACAACCUCCCCAAACGUUGCUAUGCCGCUGCCAGGAGGAGCGAAGCUCUGAACGAACCCCUCGCAGGCCGCACGUCAGCCUUGCCUGCACCUCCCCCUCCCCAAAAUGUCCAGGUGUCCAAGCUUCCAAACGGUCUGGUGAUCGCAUCACUGGAGAACAAUUCCCCGCUGUCCAGCGUCGGCGUGUUUGUGAAAGCCGGGAGUCGGUACGAGACUGUGGAAAACCAGGGUGUCUCUCAUGUGCUGCGACUGGCGGCAAACCUGACCACUAAAGGUGCAUCUGCCUUCAAGAUCUGUCGCGGUGUAGAAGCGCUGGGGGGCAGCCUGAGUGUGACGUCAUCAAGGGAGACCACCGUCUACACUGCGGACUGCUUGAGAGAUCACCUAGAUUCAUUAUUUGAGUUUUUGGUCAACGUGACCGCAGCUCAGGACUUCCGGCCGUGGGAGGUGGACGAUCUGACGUCCAGGGUGAAGAUCGACAAAGCUCUGGCUCAGCAGUGUCCUCAGAUAGGUGUAAUUGAGAAGUUGCACGAAGCAGCGUACAAGAAUGCCCUGUGCAACUCUCUGUACUGCCCAGACUACAUGGUCGGCCGUGUCUCCUCUACACAGCUGCAGACAUUUGUUGAGGACAAUUUCGCCACCGGCAGAAUGGCUCUUGUAGGACUAGGUGUGAAGCACUCCGUCUUGAGGCAGAUGGGCGAGGGGCUCCUGAGUGUCCGCAGUGGGGCUGGAGCGCCUGCUGCUAAGGCCGUGUACCGCGGAGGUGAGCUGCGGGUGCAGAACAAUGACGACCUGGUGCACGCCCUGAUCACCAGUGAGGGUGGUGUGGCGGGCAGCGCAGAGGCUAAUGCCUUCAGCGUGCUGCAAAGGAUCCUGGGAGCUGGGCCACAUGUAAAGAGGGGCUCCAACAUCACCAGCAAACUGAGCCAGGGUAUCGCCAAAGCUACCACACAGCCGUUUGAUGCCACAGCCUUCAACGCCUCUUACUCUGACUCCGGCUUGUUCGGCGUCUACACCAUUGCACAAGCUGGCUCUGCAGGAGAGGUGAUCAAUGCUGCCAUCGCUCAAGUGAGAGAUGUGGCUGAGGGGAAUGUAUCGGACGCAGACAUCACCAGAGCAAAGAACCAGGUGAAAUCCGAGUACCUGAUGUCAAUGGAAAGCUCUGACGGUCUGUUGGAGGAGAUCGGAGCUCAGGCUCUGGCCACUGCAGCGUACCAGGUCCCUGAUGCUGUUCUCCAGGCUGUAGAUGCCGUCAGCCACGACGCUGUGGUCGCGGCUGCAAAAUCCUUUGUGGAUGGCAAGAAGACCAUGGCAGCUAGUGGACAGCUGGUGAAUACACCGUUUGUGGACGAAGUAUGAAGAUAAAAGUCUAAGUUGAUUUUAACUCGGGCAUGUUGUGCCUGGCUUCUUCAAAAGAAAAUAGGACCCCAAAGCCUCCUACAGCAAGUCAUUUGAUGUCCCCAAUCAUUUGUAGUCUGUCCUGUAAGCACCAACAGAGAGCCAGGGAUUCAAAAUGCAAUUUGUUUUUGUUUUUUUUGUCAAUUUAACUGUAUAUCUAUGUAAAUUAAAGACAGUAAUAACC